This is a messenger RNA of Prunus dulcis (almond), 849 nucleotides long. RefSeq lists its product as uncharacterized. The transcript has a single exon. Bases 1 to 849 code for a protein of 282 amino acids. Gene Ontology annotation, molecular function: polysaccharide binding. Lineage: Eukaryota; Viridiplantae; Streptophyta; Magnoliopsida; Rosales; Rosaceae. The record is from RefSeq and is a predicted model, not a curated record.
AUGUCUGGAGGAAGUCUCCUAUUUGCGGCUUACACAGUGCUCCUUCUUCUUCUUGUUCCUUCCUCUCGUUCCCAAACAGCUUCCAAUAAUAUUACAGCUGAUAACUCUGAUUGUAUCCGUUUUUGUGGAAAUAUUAACAUAAGCUCUCCAUUCCGAUUGAAAGGAGACUCUAAACACUGCGGCAACAAAAGCUUCGAGCUAUCUUGUGAGGCCAAGGGAAAUGGUACUACUCAUCAUGCAGUGCUAUACUUGUUUUCAGGAAAGUAUUAUGUACAAGCAAUCAAUUACAAUAACUUCACAAUCCGACUUGUGGAUGUUGGUGUUCACAAGAUCAAGGACAACUACUUCUCCCACCCACUCUUCUCCUUGACCCUCUUCAACUUUUCUUAUUACUCCAAUUAUACAGGUCCUCUUCCUGGGUAUUACCAUAGAGAAUCAUUAAUGUCUAUAGUCUUCCUGAGCUGUGAAAUUCCAAUGCAUCCUUCCCAUCUCAUUGUUGAAACAGCUCCAUGCAUCAGUGGGGUCAACAACUAUUCUUCUUCCAAUUCUUCUUUCUCCAAUGUAACAACAUAUUCUUAUUUCAUAAAAUUUCCGGUUAGGCGUGGUGGCCCAAGGUCAUACAAUUUUGGGGAUUCCUGCAAAAUAACACUAAUGGUUAUGGUUUCCCCUUCAACUGAGGAGCUCAUGACGUCUUGCAAAGGAAUAUAUAAUGAAAUAGCGCAUGGCUUUGAACUCUCAUGGCUUUAUUAUGCAUGUUCAGAAACUUGCAGAUCAGGGAAAUUUUGCAAUCUGAACAGCACCGGCAAUGGAAUUCAAUGCGAGCAACGAGACAUAUUGCCAGAAGGUUAG